Molecule: messenger RNA, 1698 nt
Organism: Thermothielavioides terrestris NRRL 8126
Lineage: Eukaryota; Fungi; Ascomycota; Sordariomycetes; Sordariales; Chaetomiaceae
Exons: 7
Coding region: 1-1698 (565 amino acids)
Biological process (GO): transmembrane transport
Molecular function (GO): transmembrane transporter activity
Source: RefSeq, a predicted model, not a curated record
AUGCGGAAGGAUGCACCAGGGACUGUGGGCGCUAAUCAGGUUAGGUCGAGCGAUGAAGCGACCGUGAACGGGACGUCCGAUGCCGAGAAGGCACCGGUGGCUGCGCCGCCUCCCAAGCCGGCCGGUGACGCCCAGCUCGUCACCGGCGUCAAGCUGUGGUUCAUGUUGAUUAGCAUCUACCUGGCAUGUUUCUUGAUGGUUUUAGACACAACAGUCGUCAGCACGGCCGUUCCUCAAAUCACGGACGAAUUCAACUCCCUCCAUGAUGUGGGCUGGUACGGCAGCGCCUACUAUCUUGGCUGUGCCACCGUCGCACCCUUGACGGGCAAGAUCUAUCGCCAUUUCAAUCUCAAAUGGUCAUUUCUUGCUCUCUUUCUGGUGUUCGAGAUCGGUUCCGCCCUUUGCGGAGCCGCUCAGUCGUCUCCCAUGCUCAUCGGCGGCAGGGCCGUCGCGGGCGUGGGUGCGGCUGGCCUCUUGAAUGGCGCCAUGACCAUCGUGUCGUCCUCCGCGCCCCCUCCAAAGCGUCCCAUUGCUCAACUCGGUAAUAUUGCUGGACCACUCGUCGGCGGAGCGUUUACGACUGGCUACACCUGGAGAUGGAGCUUCUACAUCAACCUUCCCCUCGGCGUCAUUGUGGGGAUCCCUCUGAUCUUCCUGCGCAUCGCCGAACAAGCCCCCAAGGAUCCCUUUUUCAAAGUCAUUUCCCGGCUGCACCACUACCUCGACCUCGUCGGCUUUGCGCUGUUUGCCGGCGCCGUCGCCCAGCUUCUGCUGGCCCUGCAGUUCGGCGGCAACCAGUUCGCCUGGAACUCGUCGCAAGUCAUUGGUCUCUUUUGCGGGGCCGGCGUGACCGGGCUGGUCUGGCUGGCCUGGGACUGGCACAAGGGCGAUGCGGCGCUGCUGCCCAUCUCCAUGCUCAAACGGCAGGCUGUGUGGACCAGCACGAUCAACUACUCAUUCCUCAUGUCCACUCUCUUCGGAGCCUCUUACUUCCUGCCUAUCUACUUCCAGGCCGUCAAGGGCGUCAAUGCUGCGCUGAGUGGUGUCUAUCUCUUGCCCACCAUCAUCUCUCAGCUUAUCUCAACUGUCUUGUCUGGUAAACUACUCUCCAAGCUAGGCUACGUGCCGCCCUUUGCGAUCUAUGCCGCCACUCUUUCGGCCAUUGGAAGCGGACUCUACUCUCUCUUCCAGCCUGACACGUCAACCGGAAAAUGGAUCGGCUUCCAGAUCCUCACCGGCGCUGGCCGCGGUGCCGGGUUCCAAAUGCCGUUCAUCGCCGUGCAGAAUGCUGUCACCUUUGCCGAGCUGGCUACCGCGAACGCCUUCGUCGUGUGGGCGCAAUACAUUGGUCCGACCAUCUUCCUCACGCUCUGCAACACGAUCCUCCAGACCAGCUUGGAGUCCGAGCUGCCGGCGCAUGCGCCGAACGCCAACGCCACCGCCAUUAUUGCCGCGGGCGCUACCAAUUUCCGCGCCUUCGUGUCAGCUCAGGACCUUCCGGGCGUCUUGGUAGCCUAUUCCAAUUCAGUGGAUCACGUCUUCUACCUCGUCGCCGCUGCCGGUGUUGUGGCCUGGCUUGCAGCCUGGGGUAUGGGGUGGAACGAUAUUCGCAAAAAGAACCAGCCGCCACCCAAGCCCCAGGAACAGACUCAGCCUGCCGCGAAAGAAGGGGAUGUUGAGGGAAAGGAGGACCCCUGA